This is a messenger RNA of Cylicocyclus nassatus, 728 nucleotides long. Lineage: Eukaryota; Metazoa; Nematoda; Chromadorea; Rhabditida; Strongylidae. The record is from the annotation of a GenBank genome assembly.
CAUUGGUCAAUAUGCUACCCUCCAGUACGACUAGCUCACAAUAUACAAGCCUUGCUAAUUCUCCAAUGGGUCUAAGUUUCGCUAGCCACACGCCAUCGUCAUCAUCAUGCUACGAUCUGAUACAAGACCUUAACAAUGUGAGUAUACUUCAAAUGGUCAUACUGUUUCAGUUCGGCUGUGCAGCUGGUCUUACCAUUUUAUUAGUUGUGGGAAUUUCAAUCAAUCAGUGCAUUGGUUUUAUGCUUCUUCUCCUUGCUUUAUUAGAAUUUCUCAUUGCAGUUCCAGGAUUUGCUUAUCAUAUUACCAGAAAACAUGCAUUUUAUGUAUCAUACAUUCUAUUUCAAGCAACAACAUUAGGCAGCGAAGUUAUAUGGUUUGUAUAUGUCAUAACCAAAAAUACUUAUGCAGGCGCCGUUUUAUUAACUUUAAUCAUUCUUAUUCUUGUACAGACGGUGGCUAUCUUUGCUGCAACAUUUUUCAAAAACGUCAUUAUUUUGAACGAUGUGAAAGUCGUUAGAGACUAUCGCGAAAGUGUAAAGGUCGGCAAAGAACUUAAAGAACAACCUGCGUCAAGGACAACAUUAGCGUCAAAGAAGAUUUCAUUUAGCCCACUUGAGACUUCAAGCCGAACAUCUAAGCGUGGUCGAACGAGAUUUGAAGAACAAAAGAAACUAGCCUAUCAAAACCAAAAAGAAGCUUCGGUGAGUUUUAGUAAAAGCUCCGCUUAA